AUUAACAAAAGUUUACCCUAGCGACGUUUCCGGGAUUUUAAUAAAUUAAAUGAUAAAAUGACUUUAAAUUCACCAGUGCUGUAGGUAAACAAAAUAUAACCUGUAAACAUGGUGCUAUCUGACAUGCCUUUUGAGAAGAGCCGGCUGAUCCACAGUCGAUACAGCACAAUGCGCCGACCUGACAGCGCUCCUGCUCCCAUGGAGGAGGACAAAAGGGACAAGAUCAGCAAGGAAUAUGCAGCAUUUCUCAAGGAACAAGAGCGGAAGGUAGGACCGGAGGGGUUUCUUGACUCGACACGCUACAGCCACACCUUCCAUGUUAAGAAGGAGAGGGAGAAACUUAAGACCCAGGGUGAAACCAGCAAGCCGACCGUUGUUCGUUUGUCCACACAGAUUGACGGCGACAAAAAGGAGCAUGACAAAAGGAUAAAGAUUAUAGAGACAAGUAUCCAACAGUUGAAGACAGAGUUUCAGGACCACAUGUGGCAACACAAGCAGGAGGAACGCGAGAUGAAGCGCACGGAGGGAGACAUCAUCAAGAACCAGCGGGCAGUCAAGCACAUGCUCAGAGGCUAUGAAAAUGUUAUAAACAAGAAGAGAAUGGCAGAGGAAGUCAAGUUGAAUAAAGGCUUGGAAAAAUACACAGUACUCCGGAAGGAAUAUACCCACCAAGCCCAUGAUCUGGCAAAGCAGAGAACAGAUAAGUCCAAGCAGGAUGAGCAAAUCAAUAAGGCCUCUGGUAGAAAGGUCACCCUCAAAGUGUCUGACCUUGCGAGAACAUACAAGUCCAAAAUGAGUGAGAUGGAGCUGAGACAGAUAGAGCUGACGAGGAUCAACCAAGAAUUUGAGACCAAGAUGAGACAGAAAGAGCAAGAGAAGCAUCGGUUGAAGCAGGAGCUGGCGGAGUUGGCCAUCGCUCUCAACAUGGAGGCACAGAAAGGACGAGUACAAUCAUUCGAGGCCAACAGAGAGAAAAAAAGGGAGACAACAAACAAAAUUGUGCAAGAUCUCACUACCAAACAGGAUUUGGAAAACAAACUUGCGAAGAGUGAUGGUGACAACAAGCAGGCCGAGAUGACGAAGCGGAAGCUGGCUGCCGAUCUUGCACUCACCAAGGCACACAUCGCCAUCAAACAGAGAGAUGACCAGCGUCACUUGAAGAGUACACUGAUUCGCCUGGACGAUAAUUCCAACGUGCAGCGUGAUCUGAACGAGGCAGCCUUUCACGCAGAGAUGGAUCUCCGCAGCAAACAGAUGCAGCAAAACAUUGAGGUCCACACAUCGCGGCGAGCUCUCCUGAUGAAGAAGACCAUGAAGCAGAAGAAGGUGACAGAUGAGGCCAAACAGAAGGUCUGGGAAGAGAGGUUCAGGAAACGUGCCAGUGAGAAGGCCAGACUUGAACAUGAGGACUCACUGAAAUUCUUCCAGAAAAUGGUAACGAAAGGUGAAGAGCAGGAGCAGCACCUGUAUGGCAAGGUUCGCAAUGCUGAAUACAGUCGCCAGAAACAGGAUCAGGCCGUGCGACGUCUACAGCAACAGUUGGCGGAAGUAAAAAGGCGUAAUGCAGCCAUCGUCAAGCAAACGCUGGCGGAACGUAACCAAGAGGAGGUUGAAUUGGAGCAGGCUCUGAUCAGGGAGAAAGCUGAGCUUGAUAAGACCCAUGCUGAGCGUGAGGAGAGCUACACUCGUCUCCAGAAACACAGAUUCCACCUUCAGUCAGACAAACACAAUCUUGAGGAACAUGAAUUGGGACACAAGCGACUGCAGCGGAUCGGACAGCGCACUCAACAGUCGGUUGACUGUUACUAAAUUGAGAGGUGAAAGUGAAAACGUUCUAUCUGCUGCUUCAUUUAAUGUCAGUUAGAACCUUUCCACUUUCUUUUACUCCUCAAAACCUGUGUCCCCAUGGUGACACUAUGUGUCCCCAUGGUGACACUAUGGUUGCAGUGUUUUCACAGACCAGUGAAAAGCACUGUUGUGUGCCUUGUCCUCAAUUUAUAUGAUACGGGCAUUGAAAUGCUGCAUAAUAUUAUAGUUCCAGUACUUACAAACAGAUCACAUUCAUCUAGGCAAAGGUGACUUAGCUUGUUACAGGCUGAGUACAGAGAAAACUGUCUGACUCCUUGUUACUUAAAUUUAUGAAAAAAAUGGCAUUGGGUUGUCCAAAAAAAAGUAUACUUGUAAUAUGAAUAUGAAAUUAAUUAUAACUGCUUGUAUUAAAGGUGGAAAGAGAAAAGCUAGCCUAAGCAUUGACAAUGCAUCCAUAAAUUAAUUAUCAAGCCUGCUGUAAAUUAUAUUUGCUUUUCUGUGUGCCGAUUUCAGUGUACCUAUGAUGGAAGUACAUGCAAGUUUUCAUUGCAAAACAAAUAUCAAUCUCAAGUUAUGCUUACUUCAUAAUGUAAUUGCACUUCACCUUUAUGGUUAAGUUUGCUGAAUGUUCAGAUUUGCUCUGAAUAAUAAACUUCAUUACUUUGUAUAGAUAUGAUAUAAAGCUAUUCUUUAAAAUAUGAAGAGUGUGCCUGUCCAUCAAUGUUGGGUAUAAUAUGCCAUCUCUCCCUUACAUGCCCUAUAAUUGAGUUGUUUUGUCUGACUUUCUGAUAUAAUUUAAAUCUUAUGUAACUGCAAGCCGUAUCCUUGAAAUUGUAAACAAACUUUUAAAACUCUGAUAUGAUUUUACUCUCAAAAGUUGCAUAAUUUAAGUGAACAAAUAUUGGAUUAUUGUAGGGUAUGACACACUGAAGUGGACAUAAGGGCACUUGUAUGGGAUGAUUAGAAAUAUGAGAUGUUCCUGGAUUUGUUUGCUAGAGUGCCUAAUUUUAAGUUCACACAGUAUGUACCAUUGACUCAGUGCCUAUCAGGUGCUCAUGUAUUGGUAUGGAGUCUUUAGGACUAUGUUGAUUAAAAUUAACAUACCAAUUGCAUUUCCUAAGUGAGCAUAUAUCCAUUUAAUUGCAUUCAUUCUCAGAUGAAGGCUACAUGUUAUCCCUCUGAUAAUACACAACAAAGGUUGUUAUUGGUCAAAGGAAUCCAGUGAUUUUUUUGAUGCUGCAGCUGUUUAUAGGCCAAAUUAAGCACCAUAUUCAAUUGUCUUGGAGGCAUUAUUUUAGCACCAUUGUUGAAUUUCCAAUAGUUUUUUUAUAAAUAAGUGUAAAUAUAAACAUUGAUUACACUGACCAAAUAUACUGAUUAACCAAGAUGAACGGCUAUACUAAAAUGUUCAAUUCUAAAUUGUUGUUGUCUUUAUAUAGAUAGGGCCUAUCUGGAAUAGCUGUAUGACUGUAAUGAAUUUGUUUUCUUUGACAUGAUAUGUUUAAGUCUGUGAUUAUAAGCCUGUGAUCAUGUUCCAAUGAUACUUCUACAGUGUAUACAUGUACUAUGCCAACAUGUCAUUGAAGUGAUGCCUUAACAGUUUUUGUGUACUGAAGUAUUCUCACAUUUUGUUACUGUCAGCAUAACGUUUUACUAUUCAUACAAUUCAUAUUAAUCAAUUACAGUGUUGUAUGUUGAAUUGAUCUGUUGUUAAAGCAUGUAUCGAUGUUGCACUCUUGUUUGUUAAAAAACAUUUGAUAUAGAUAAAUAUCAGCAUCGGUAUGGCAUUACAUGAGAAUAUAAAUUUUACUUAUUCCAUCAAAGAUAAUGCUUGAUACAGAAUUUAAAAUACCUCACUUAUUUCAUAAGUUACUCUAUUAGUUAUUCUGUGAUAUAUUUCUGUUUUUAUUAUGCACAUUUUAUCACAGACAUAUUAUGUUUAUUUGCUACAAUAUUUUUGUAGUCAUUUUUAUCCUGUUUUUUUUUUGAUUUCAAACAUACUUUAUCUUUUGCUUUCGAUUUUUUAUGAUAUGCAUGUUUAAGAUCACUGUGAAGAAGAAGUUGACAUGUCCAACUACAAAUAAUUUUGUAAAGAUGAUGAUGUGCUGCUAUCCUUUUGAUUUUACUAUUUGGAAAUAUUUAUUUCUACAUAUAUUUUCUACCAAAAUGAUACCAGCAGUUAUUAGUCUCAUGAUUUGUUAAUAUGAUAAGCUCAUGUUAUGUUAUACAAGUGUGUUUCUUGCUGACUUCUAAUAUUGUGUAUUUGGCCACAAUUUUUAUGUUUCAGAUCAAUGUUAUUGUGAAGAAAUAAACAGUUAUUAUUG
Messenger RNA from Mya arenaria, 4133 nucleotides. Its product is annotated as myosin-J heavy chain-like. Bases 109 to 1809 code for a protein of 566 amino acids. The record is from RefSeq and is a predicted model, not a curated record. The transcript has 16 exons. Lineage: Eukaryota; Metazoa; Mollusca; Bivalvia; Myida; Myidae.